AUGGGUGCCGAAGACUCUUCACUUUGCGCGGAGCUCUAUCGAUUUCUGAGGCUGCUGGUUCACAAUCUACUCUACGCUGCGAAGGUGUACCCCGAGCAGUACUUUACUCAGCAAAUAGCGUUCAACUUGACGACUCGAGUCGCCACCGUGGACUGCCUCGAGCGCUACAUCACUGAGCACAUCGCGUUGCUCCACCGCGGCCAACGCCCUAUAGGUACUGUCCAUGAGAUGAUUGUUUCCAUUCAAGAGCUUCCAGAACAACAGGAUAUGAACCCGACGGUCGAAUCUGUGGCGAAGCAGACCUCUCAGAAUGGAGCAGAGGCGCAGCUGGCAUCAAAUACGGAUCCCUGUCAUUCGAUGCUCGAGCUUGUUCGUCUUCGAGUGCUUCUCCCAGAUCUUGAGGCACUCGAGGCCCUUGAAGCAACACCAGAUAAGUGGAAGCUUCUCGAAGCCUAUCGGUCCCGUUUUCGCCUCGUGCUCUGUCGAGUAUUGACGUAUCCGUGGCCACCACUCGCGGCACCAGUUUCGCUUGAAACAUGGCGUCGAACAUUCCGCCUCUAUUUUCGUCUUAGUAUGCCAGAGAAACAAGACGAUACUGGUCUGAUUCUAGAGACGCUUCGAGAACCUAUCAUAUCAGAACGGGAGAGCGCACCGUCCACCAGCGAGAAAGAGCCCGCGAAUGACGCUCGCGCUCUUCUUUAUGCCAGUCAGAGGUUUGGCUUUCCGAGGGGCGUUUCCGUCCCUUUAUGUGAUGACGCAAUAACAACACUCGACGGUGCUUCGAGCUUUCCUCCGAAACUGUCGCUUUUUGUUUUCAUUGAAGAGCCACCCUUGGUGCCGAUCUGA
This is a messenger RNA of Cyanidioschyzon merolae strain 10D, 846 nucleotides long. RefSeq lists its product as hypothetical. The coding region runs from base 1 to 846 and encodes 281 amino acids. The transcript has a single exon. The record is from RefSeq and is a predicted model, not a curated record. NCBI's taxonomy places the organism in Eukaryota, Rhodophyta, Bangiophyceae, Cyanidiales, Cyanidiaceae.